AAAAUUAAUUGUGUUUAUCAUAUUUUCGGCACGAUGUUGUCGUGUUGUGCUUCGUUGAAGUUUAUCAAUGGUUACUUGAUUGAUAAGUCUGACAACGUAAAACGUGAUAUUGUUAUGGCAAAUAACGUAUCUGCCGGUAAUAGUUGAGAGUUGAGACUUAAUGUUUUGUACUUAGUCUUUAAAAAUUAUUUUACUAUUGAAUUGUUAUUAAAAUGUUUAAAAGUUGAUUCAACUUGUUCAAGUACAUAGUACAAUAUUUGAAAAAGUUACAUUCCCUUAAAAUUUAACUUGUUUAAUUCAGUUUUCUUUUUGAAAAAGCAUAUAGUUCAUACUAUUGAAUACUUUAUUAAUUGUUGAAAAAUAAAUACAAUAUGGAGAAUACAUUAAAAUUUGAAGUACUCAGCACUUGCAAUUCUACUAGAGCUCGUACCGGUCUAAUGCACUUGCCUCAUUACACAGUGGAAACUCCAAUAUUUAUGCCCGUCGGUACCAAAGGAUCGGUGAAGUCUUUGCUGCCCGAUCAAUUGGAGAAAAUCGACUGUCAAAUUAUUUUGGGAAACACGUAUCAUUUAGGUUUCCGGCCGGGUAUCGAGUUACUUAAAAAAGUAAACGGACUACAUAAUUUUAUGGGAUGGAACCGAGCCAUCUUAACCGACUCUGGAGGUUUUCAAAUGGUUUCAUUGUUGCAUUUAGCCGAAAUCAACGAGCACGGUGUUAAGUUUCAGUCACCCGAGGACGGUUCAGAGUGCAUGUUGACACCAGAAAAGUCUAUUGAAAUACAAAACGCGAUUGGUGCCGAUAUUAUCAUGCAACUGGACGAUGUUGUCCCAACAACGUUACAAGACAGUGCCAGGAUGGAAGAAUCGACGUAUCGUACCACCCGUUGGUUAGAUCGUUGUAUAAAAUCGCACAAACAUCCAGAAAAGCAGAAUAUAUUCCCAAUAGUACAAGGAGGGCUCGACAAGGACUUGAGAACGUUGAGUGCUAAUCUACAUUGUGAGAGAAAAGUGAACGGUUAUGCAAUCGGCGGACUCGUCGGCGGCGAAGCUAAAGAAGAUUUCUGGCGGAUGGUUUCGUUGUCGACAGGUUUGUUACCUGAAAACAAACCGAAAUACGUGAUGGGAGUCGGUUUUGCCGUUGACUUAGUAAUUUGUUGUGCGCUAGGAGCCGACAUGUACGAUUGUGUUUUUCCCACAAGGACAGCUCGAUUUGGAUGUGCGUUACUGUCAAGCGGCCAAAUAAAUUUAAAACAAAAAACGUACACAAUGGAUUUUGACCCAAUCGAUAAGAAUUGUAGAUGUUCCACUUGCAAAACUUAUUCUCGUGCAUAUUUACACCAGAUUGUUGCUGUCGAGUCGGUGGCAUGCAAUCUCUUGUCUGUGCACAACUUGACUUACCAAAUGGACUUAAUGAAAGGCAUCAGGAAUAGCAUCAAAGAAAAUAGAUUCCCACGAUUCGUACAGGAGUUCAUGUCGAAUAUGUACCCUAGCAAAAAUUAUCCUCAGUGGUGUAUCGACGCGUUGCAAAGUGUCAAUAUAAGUUUACAAGAGGAUAAUUAGUAAAUAGAUUUUGUCGUCUUGCUUUGUUCUGUCAAUGGUAUGACGGUUGAGUCAAUAAGUAAACUACUAUUAAUUUUAGUUAAUAUAAUUCCUUGUUGUGGACUGAACUUGGGUGAAUCUAGUUGUUAUUUGCGUACCUCAUUUUUUAUCUUAGGUCUUGUCAAUCAAUACUAAGACAAUAAAGUAAGAAACAGUGUUGUCACGUAUAUAAUUUUAGAUUACAUUUUAAUUGUUUUUUUUUCAUGUUUUAUUACCUUAAUAUAUUUUCCCUUAAUAGGUUUACAUAAUAUAUUUUCGGUUUACUAUAAAAUAAACAAUAAUAAUAUAUUGUAAAAUAUAUUAUGAGAUUUAUUGUAAUCCAAGAAACAACAUAUUGUCGACGUCAAAGUAAAUUUUAUUAAUGUGAAUAUUUAGUUUAUAUUUCGUUUAAACACAAACAGGCAUUGAAAUAAUUACAUUCACAAUUCAUGUAAUAAGCACCUUACAAUGUUAUAUUAAUUGUUUAUGUUACAUUAUUUGGUACAUAAUAUUAUUGUAUAAAUAACACCGGUCAAGCUCUAAAUUUUAUGACCUUACAUGUAAAAAUUGAUUAAUGUAUUUUUUUUUUAAGAAUAUAUUCAAUAAUUUCACACAGAUAUAAAGAAAAACACAUUUGGAAUUUAUUUUAAUGGAACAUUAAAGGUUUUUUUUUUUAAAGAAUAUAUUCAAUAAUUUCACACAGAUAUAAAGAAAAACACAUUUGGAAUUUAUUUUAAUGGAACAUUAAAGGUUUUUUUUUUUUGGUUAAAAAUAUUUGUGUGAUACGAGAUGUAUAAAAAUGUAUACGUUAAACAAUAAAUAUAAUAUUAUAUUGUUAUUAAUCGCUGUAGGAAUGGAAAAAAAUUAAAUAAUUCGCCGACAGUGCAAUAUUUUAUGUUAUAAAAAAUUAUAUGUAUAAAAUAUAAAAUCAACUUAACUAUUGAAUUACAAUUUUUUUUUUUAAUUAGUUAGAAAUAAAAAUAUAUUAUCACAGUUUAACCAAGUUAACUUAUCGGUCAAAAUUAAUUAACAACUAUCCAAUGUGCUCUUAGCUAAAUCAGUUUGUUAAACAAUGCGCGUUAUUUAAUAUAAUAUAUAUAUAUUUUUUCAGUUUCAGUGCAAUUCUAAAAAAAAAAGUCCUACUCUAUUUGAAUGUAUAUCAUUUUUAUCCUUAAACACUCAAUUUAAUGUACGAAUCCAAAUGUUAUUUAGUCGAAUAUAUACAUAAUAUAGCAAUAUGUACG
This is a messenger RNA of Adelges cooleyi (spruce gall adelgid), 2821 nucleotides long. RefSeq names its product queuine tRNA-ribosyltransferase catalytic subunit (gene Tgt). The record is from RefSeq and is a predicted model, not a curated record. The coding region runs from base 372 to 1559 and encodes 395 amino acids. NCBI's taxonomy places the organism in Eukaryota, Metazoa, Arthropoda, Insecta, Hemiptera, Adelgidae. Gene Ontology annotation, cellular component: cytosol. The transcript is spliced from 2 exons. Gene Ontology annotation, molecular function: tRNA-guanosine(34) queuine transglycosylase activity.